AGACCAAAACUUGGUCUUUAACUUGUGUGAAACGUUUUUACACUCGUGUGAAACUCCAUUGUUUAUCAGAGUUUCGUCGCGUUUUUUUCGCGUCUUGUCUGUUACGUCAUAAUCCUGCGUCGAAGUAACUUGUAAACAGACCUCCAGCAUCAAGAUAGCCAAAUGGAGCGGUAACGAAGAGCUUUUCCUGCCGAAGCUGUUACUAUUUUUAAAACCAACUGAGGAUAUCAAAUGAUGUUAUAAAAGCUCAUCGGUACUUUUCACGUUUACACCAGACUGCCUUUAUAAAGCAGAUUUAGUGGCGGGAGCGGCUUCAGACGAGCUAUCCAACUCCGAUCGAGAUUUGUUUUUUAAAGUCCAGGGUGACCAUGGUGCGUUGUUUGGUGAGUCUUUGUGCCAGAGAGGUGGUCAGAAACCACAGUUCGUCUCCCAGCUGGCUCGGGUGGGUUCCCAGAGAGCUGUACCGACCACUGCUGGAGGCCGCCUUCGCCAGCGGCAGACCGCUGGCUGUCGGGGAGCUGGCGCAGUGCUGGCCCGAGCGCACGCUGCGCGUCGGAGGACCAAAGACAAAAGAGAGCAUUUCACCGAACCGUCUGUGUGUUCAGGCCCUGCUGCUCGCAGUGGUCAGAGGUCUGGGUGACCGGAGGUGUGUCCUGCAAGUUCUGGACCUGUGCGGACUUCACGGGGAUGAGGGUGGAACAGGGGACUCGAUGGGAGGCUGGUCUCUGACUGUAGCCGUCUGCACCAUGGUCGUUCAGGCCAAAGCUGGAGUCAAGAGGACACAGAAGAAGGACGGAGACAGAGAGAGGAAGCGAUUCUCAGCUCUCGAAAGAGAAAUGGACUUGAAACGAGAGCGAGCACAAAAGAAGGGUUCUGUGGAACCAAACAGUGGGGGGACUGGAUUUUCAGGUUUUGUGAGUGAACAGGAUUUAACUAAAGGAGUCCGGAGGAGAAUGGAGACAGAGAGGAAAAAAAGGACAGGUUUAGAAGACAGUAACACAGAGGAAAAAGAGGACAAUUGUGAUGUCCUGGUGCACGUCCGAGCUGACCUUUUCGUCAACGCCCGAUCAUGGGAACGUGUUCGAGUUGCCCUGACCACAUCGGGCCCCCUAAAGCUUCAGUGCAGAUACCUCCGGGUGGAGGAGAUUUCGGUCUCGAGCAUCAGGACCCUCUUGAGCCUCCUGCCCCGUCUGGGUCUUCUGGGCGUCGACAUUCGCUACAGCAGCCUCGGGGUGGCAGGAUUGGCUGAACUGCUGCCUCUUCUCUCCUCCUUUCCUUCGCUGAACUCCCUGCGUCUGCAUUACUGUAACCUAGACUUUAGAAGAGAUCAGUUUGGGCAGGAGGAUGCUUUGAGGAGCCUUUCGCAAGGGCUGGCGAGCUUGCAGGAGCUACGGCGGCUCAGUCUGACUGCCUUACGGCUGCCUGGACAGUUACGAGUUUUACUCAGCUCUUUGCCUCAGCCUCUUGAGAUUCUGGAGUUGCCUUAUUUGAGCCUCAGUCCAUCAGACUUGGCCUACCUGUCCUGCAGCCACCAUGCCUCUGCGCUCCAGCAGCUGGAUUUGAGUGAGAACCGGCUGGAUGACAGCACCCUGCCCUCCAUUCGAAGGCUCCUCUCCCAGGCCUCCAGCAGCCUGCAGCAUCUGUCUCUAAGCGGCUGUGGUCUGACCGACAGUCUGCUUGGACUCCUGCUGCCUUCCUUCGGGUGCUGCCGGGCUCUCAAGAGCUUGGCUUUGGCCUUAAACCCUCUGUCCAUGGCAGGCCUUCUGGACCUGGUCCAGAUGGCAGUGAGACUCCCUAACUUACGCCAGUUACUCUACCCGAACCCCCUGGAGGACUACCAACCGGGCCUCCCCGAUCUGCCGUCUAGCGCUCAGCUGCUGGACUGGCCUCUGGAUGAAAGUACAGACAUCAACGUGACCAGCAGCCAGCUGAACCGGGUGCUGUUAGACAGCGGACGCGGCGACCUGAUCCUCACCUGCGAUCUGCUCAAUUAUGAUAAAGACUUGGUGGCUUAAAGCUAAACACGGAUUUGCUUCUUACUUUAUCCACAUAAACACAGCAAUCAAAAAAUUAUUUUAAUUGAAUUUAUGUGCCUUUUUUUAACCUAUUCAUAGAAAUUGUACAUUUUUCUAAUUUUUGUUCUUCUUUUCACAAAAGUAUCUUUGUUUGUCCUCACACUUCCUCCUCUGCUCAUCAGCUGUUGGUUGACCUCAGUGGAGGUCUGACAGUAGCUCCAGUCGGGUGUAAUGGAGCACGUGUGUUGGUAACAUUCAGGGCAGUGGGACAGGAGGAUCAGUAACGUUAGCUGCUGCAUUAACCACUAUAGAACAUGCCUCCACCUGCUUUUCUAACUGGGUUAAACAAACAUCGUUCAGAGGUGGUGGAGACAACAUCCGCACGUGUUUCCAAAAUGAAACUGAUGCUUUUCAGGGUGACUUUUCAAAAAUAUCUGGUUCAAUUGCUUAAAUUGAAUUAGAUUUGAUCUUCUAGUUUUGUUAUCUGACACUAAAAUAAUGAUUAGUGUUGUACAAUAUGUACCAUUAGGUCCGAAUACAAAGUUGUAUUUUCUCCUCAGUCCAAUUAAUUUUAACCUAAAACUUAAACUAGUAGUUUAAGAGAAUGUGAUAAAUCAAAUAAUCUCUGUUUUUAAAAUAAUUUUCUUGUAUUUUUUAAACUUUUUUGUGCCCCUUUUUUUAGAUUUUUUUUUUUUUUACUUUCUUCACCUGGAAACAAAGAAUCAGAAAAAUCCAGGAGGUUUGUUGUUACAUGGAUUGUGAUGGAAUAUCAAAUGUUCUAAUCAUAAAGGAAAUAUUUACUGCCUGUUUUUGUAGUAUUGUAUACAAAAUGGAUGCUGAAUAAAAAAAAAACAAACAUUGAGCCAAA
Oryzias melastigma (Indian medaka) is the source of this 2883-nucleotide messenger RNA. RefSeq names its product leucine-rich repeat-containing protein 14. Gene Ontology annotation, cellular component: cytoplasm. The coding region runs from base 369 to 2015 and encodes 548 amino acids. Lineage: Eukaryota; Metazoa; Chordata; Actinopteri; Beloniformes; Adrianichthyidae. The transcript has 3 exons. The record is from RefSeq and is a predicted model, not a curated record.